This is a messenger RNA of Trichomonas vaginalis G3, 531 nucleotides long. RefSeq lists its product as uncharacterized. NCBI's taxonomy places the organism in Eukaryota, Parabasalia, Trichomonadida, Trichomonadidae. The transcript has a single exon. Bases 1 to 531 code for a protein of 176 amino acids. The record is from RefSeq and is a predicted model, not a curated record.
AUGGAUAUCAAUGAACAGACUUUUCAAACGCAAAAAGAGGAAAUCGAAUAUCUAAAAUCUCAACUCGAGAAAGAAAGAGCAAAUUUUGCUAAAAAAGAAGAAUCAUUGAAAGAGCAACUUGAAUUUGCAUUAAGAUCUUCGGAAAAAAUAUCACAAGAAUGUAACAGAUCAAUUGAAAUUGCAGAAAGAUUGAGAAUGUUCAUUGAAGGCGAUAAAGAUACGAAUUUUCUCGAUAUCAAAAACGAAUUGAAUACUCAUAUAGCAGAUAUGAGCAAAAACCAAGAGAAAGUUAAUCAUCUUAAUCAAAAAUACAGAAACGAUUUAAUCGAUUCUCAAAAUAAACUCAAUAAACUUCGAUUGGAUAUAUCUUCAAUUUUUGAAGAGCAAUUAUCUGCAGCAAAACAAUUUCCACAAUUUGCACAUCCUCUGAUAGAAAUUUCAAAAUCGAUUGAUAUGUCUAAUAUUGACUCCAUUAUCAAUGCUAUCAGGAAAACUAAUGAGGUUUUAUUUGAAGCUCUAUCUAAAAAGUGA